This is a messenger RNA of Phytophthora sojae, 1146 nucleotides long. RefSeq lists its product as hypothetical. The coding region runs from base 1 to 1146 and encodes 381 amino acids. The transcript is spliced from 4 exons. The record is from RefSeq and is a predicted model, not a curated record. NCBI's taxonomy places the organism in Eukaryota, Oomycota, Peronosporomycetes, Peronosporales, Peronosporaceae.
AUGAUUCUAAGUACUGCCUUGCAGUCGGUUCCCAUUGGGUUUCGAGGUCUCUUUCACGUUGAAGAGCUCGACAUGGACUCUGGCGUCUCCAUCCUUGUACGAUUCAGAACGCCGACAACCAAGCGCUUCAUCACGGCGACAUCCCACCCGCACGUGACGCGUCAGAAAGCAGCCAAGCUCGCCAAGAAGAGCGAUGGGAUAAAGUAUUUGACGACCUCCAUCAAAACAGUCAAAAAGUCCUGGGAAUCUGGAAAUCCGAUCUCCCGGCACGAAAUUUACGUGCGGAUGAUCCAACAAUUUGGAAGUAUGGAAGAAGGAGCAGCGCAAAGCGAAUUUUGCACGGUGAUGAAGCUCAACGAUGGCGGAAUAUCACCUGCGCUUGCUCAAUGGGUCUGUCGCAGGCUUGAAGGUGCCAACUGGAGCAUUCGGAAGGAGAGUAUUUAUCAAGUUUCCCCCAGAGACACCGAGUUCGUGGUUCCAACAGGAAAUAAGCGAGUGGGCUCAAAUGUGGCUUCAGACGCCAAAAAGGGGUGCACUGAGAUGGUUUCUGCGGAAAUGUAUUCCUCCAUGAUUCUCCCUCCCUUCGUUGUGAUGACGGCAACACACAAUGGCACCCUUGCGCGCCGUUUUUCUACGUGGCGUCAGGAUGGCGGUGAUGCCAGCGUCAACUUUCAGCCCUCGCAUUGGAUGGACAUUCCUACCGCAAAAAAGUAUGUCGACUUCCUGGUUAGUCUGUUUCCAGGUCAAAAGAUUGGUCUUAUGUGGGAUGCCGCCUCAGCUCACACGUGCCAGGAAGUGAUCGAUUAUUUGGACGCAAAGGGACUCAUGCACGAGUUUAUUCCGGUUGGCUUGACGCCCAUAAUGCAGAUCGGUGAGCUUUACGCCAACAGGCCUCUCAAAGUGGCCAUCAAGAAGAAAUUUCUACAGUGGAAGGUCUCGCAAACGAUUCCAGCCGGAGGUAAGUACAAAGUGGAUCGGGUGCAAAUGAUCCACUGGAUCGAAGAGGCUGUGUCUAUGGUGAACGAGCAGCAGACCUCGGCGCGAAAGCCCGACAAUCAGCUUUUCCAAGAGCACAUGGGUCAGCUGCAAGACAACGAGGUUUACAGCUCUCUCAUCCUGAACCAGACAGCUGAAAGCCUUGAGUAG